AUUUUCAUUCUAAAACAACAACAAACCAGCCGUGAUUUGACAGCUCCGGGCAAAGUGUAGCCCGGGUGUGCAGUAGUUUCACUAUGAUAAACGAAGUAAAAACCGUGCACUGUAAAUAAUUCUAAGUAGCCUCAAUAUGUUGUGCUGCUACCGCGCCACCUUUAAAGCUGCAUGCUGCGGUGCGCUUAAACGAUACGCUUCCAACGAUGCCGCGUCACAGAACGUUUGCCUAAACCUUGUGAGGAAUCAUGAUAAGGAAAAUUUCCUCUGCACGCUACUGCUAAGGAAUCCACAGCGGCGCAGUGCGUUCGCGGUGCGUGCGUUUAACGUGGAGGUAGCGAAGGUGAGCGAAAAGGUGUCCGCCGGCAAUGUCGGUGUGAUGCCGCUCAAGUUUUGGGAAAACACAGUCACAAGCCUGUACCGAACGGACGGUACGGGCGUACCGGACCAUCCCGUCAUACACGAGCUGCAGCGGGCAGUCGGCGACCACAAGCUGUCGAAAAUGUAUCUGCAGCGGUUGGUCAGCGCACGGGCGAACGCUAAUUUGAACUUUCUCACGGUGAAGCAGCUGGAGGACUAUGCCGAGCAUGCGGUGUCGAGCGUGCUGUACCUACUGCUGGAGGUGCACGGUACGCGCAACGUGCACUGCGAUCAUGCGGCAUCCCAUCUCGGCAAGGCGCAAGGUAUCGUGAACCUGCUGCGCUCGAUACCGUACCAAACGCGCCGCACGGCGGUCCCGAUCCCGCAGGAGCUGCUGAUGGCGCAGGGCGUCAACCAGGAGCGGAUGGUGCGCAACCGGCCGGACGAUAAGGGUGUAGAGGAGGUAACGUACAGUUUGGCCAGCGUCGCCUUUCGCCAUCUCGAGACGGCCAAGGGCUUGCUGAGGACGGUGCCCCGCCCGGUCAAACCCAUCUUCCUGCCGGCGGUUACGAUCGAGCGGUACCUGCAACGGUUGCGGCUGGCAAACUUUCACCUCACCGAUCCGAACGUUAUGCGGACCGAUUCUUUACUACCUUUGGUGCUGUACUGGCGGAAGUUGCGUGCGAACUAUUAACGAACACAUGGGGUGAGCUGGUGGCACGACAGCUGCCCCGAGGCGUAGUGAUGUAUAAUAAAUUACCAAAAAAGCAAAACGAAUACCAUAUUCGCUACCAGCGUUA
This is a messenger RNA of Anopheles stephensi (Asian malaria mosquito), 1160 nucleotides long. RefSeq names its product NADH dehydrogenase (ubiquinone) complex I, assembly factor 6 homolog (gene sicily). Gene Ontology annotation, cellular component: mitochondrion. The record is from RefSeq and is a predicted model, not a curated record. NCBI's taxonomy places the organism in Eukaryota, Metazoa, Arthropoda, Insecta, Diptera, Culicidae. The transcript is spliced from 2 exons. Gene Ontology annotation, biological process: mitochondrial respiratory chain complex I assembly; biosynthetic process. The coding region runs from base 137 to 1054 and encodes 305 amino acids.